This is a messenger RNA of Radiomyces spectabilis, 936 nucleotides long. RefSeq names its product beta-lactamase-like protein. NCBI's taxonomy places the organism in Eukaryota, Fungi, Mucoromycota, Mucoromycetes, Mucorales, Radiomycetaceae. The coding region runs from base 1 to 936 and encodes 311 amino acids. The record is from RefSeq and is a predicted model, not a curated record. Gene Ontology annotation, biological process: secondary metabolite biosynthetic process. The transcript has 2 exons.
AUGCCCUCUUCACGUUUACCGCCGUUGCCUGACUUUCUUCAGUUGUCUGAACGUGUUUGGAGAGUGAUGGGAUUAAAUCCCGGCAGAUUCACACUUCAAGGCACCAAUACCUAUCUUGUCGGUCACGGGCCGCGCAAGAUCCUAUUCGAUUGCGGCGAAGGCCACCCAGACUACGUACCUCUUCUUGAAGCUUCUUUACAUCAAAUCUCUCCAGAAGCUUACAUAUCCGAUAUCGUGAUCACCCAUUGUCACGUGGACCACUUUGGCGGUUUGAAGAGCAUCAUGAAUUCAUCACUGAACCACGGUGGUCAGAUCAAAGUGCAUAAAUACAUUCUGCCUGUAGAAGAUAUGGACGAGCAAGAUAUAGUGUUUCAAUCCCACAUGCACAUAGACCAUUUGAACGACGAAGAUUUUUUGCACGUGGAUGACCACACGACAAUCCAAACGAUUUAUACGCCCGGACACAGUAAAGAUCAUUGCUCGUUCUAUCUGGUAGAAGAGAAUGCGAUUCUGACUGGCGACUGCGUACUUGGCCAUGGAACAGUAGUAUUUGACGAUUUGGCAGACUACAUGUCGACGUUACAUAAAUUGAAUGCAUUCAAACCGGGACGCCUGUAUCCCGGCCAUGGGCCGGUAGUAGAAAAUGGCUCGGAAAGAAUCCUCCAGUAUCUGCAAAGUCGACAGCAACGGGAAGAUCAAAUCGUUCAACUCAUGACCCAACGAUCCUGGACAGCCGUCGAUCUUGCCGAACGGAUUUAUACGGACGUUCCAUAUGCGUUGCAAGCAGCUGUUGUGCGCGGAGUGGCAUUACAUUUACUGAAGCUGGAAAAAGAAGGCCGCGCAAGGCUUAGCGACGGGUCCACCGGGUAUAACUCCACGAAUGUUUUUGAAAUGGUUCAUAAAGAAUGGAGUCUUUUUCCACAACCUCGACUAUAG